Molecule: messenger RNA, 3697 nt
Organism: Macadamia integrifolia
Lineage: Eukaryota; Viridiplantae; Streptophyta; Magnoliopsida; Proteales; Proteaceae
Product: kinesin-like protein KIN-14R
Exons: 19
Coding region: 141-3401 (1086 amino acids)
Biological process (GO): microtubule-based movement
Molecular function (GO): microtubule motor activity; ATP binding; microtubule binding
Source: RefSeq, a predicted model, not a curated record
GUAAAAGAAGAGGGGGAGAGUAUCAGCUUCCAGUCUCUCCUAACCCUAACACGAUAAUCUUUCAGGACAAUACAUCCACCUUUGCCGGAUUUCAAGAUCUUGACGUUUUCAGAGUUCAGAUUAGCCGAGAGUUCAGCCCAAUGGAAGCCAUACAAGCUAACAUAUCGUUUCGCGAUCCAGAGGCUCCAAUUUCCAGUUCUAGUUUAUUUAGGGAUCUCGAUCGUGAGAAAGAACUACCCAUGGUUAACUUCUCGUUUGGAAGCGAUGAUGGGCCUUCCAGUGAUGGAAACCACAAUUGCAGCGAGCAUAAGGAUGAUGAUGUCCAUGAUGCAGAUCCGGAAGAUUCAAUGCUCUGUCUUUGGGGUUCAAGGUUUGUCCACUUCGGGUUUGAGCGGGUCAACUGCACAGAAGAUUUUGUGAUGUCUGUGAAUGCUGGUGGUGAGACAUUAAGGGAAGAAGAUGCCAAUAAGAUAUUCAUGUCUGACAUCUGCUUCCAAGGAGGGGAAGUCUUAAGAACAGAAGAGAGUAUAAUAGACGGGGGAGACUUUCCGUCAAUUUACCAGUCUGCACGGUUUGGAAACUUCUCUUACCGUUUUGACAAUCUUCCACCUGGAGAUUAUUUUGUUGAUCUACAUUUUGCGGAGAUUAUAAACACAGGUGGACCUAAAGGAAUGCGAACCUUCAAUGUCUAUGUGCAGGAAGAGAAGGUACUAUCUGAACUUGAUAUCUACUCCAUUGUCGGAUCCAAUAGACCAUUGCAGUUAGUUGAUGCUAAGGUCUCUGUGGGUGAGGAUGCUGCAAUUGUAAUAAGGUUCGAAGGAGUUCAUGGAAGCCCAAUAGUUAGUGGGAUAUGCAUAAGGAGAGCUUCAAAAUCAUCUGCUAGUCAGGAGAAAUCUGAGCACUUCGUCUGCAAGAACUGUGGUGCUGAUAUAGAAGUUCCUUCAGAUCAGAAGAAACUUAUGCGGAUGAAAUCUGCCGCCAAGUAUGAGAAAAAGAUAGAAGAAUUGACUGCUCAAUACAAGCUCAAGACAAAUGAGUGCUAUGAGGCUUGGAUGUCACUGACAGCUGCAAAUGACCAGAACCAGAAGGUUAGGAUGGAACUUGACAAUAAGUGCUUCCAAACUCUCUCCUUAGAUGAAGCUCUGAAAAAACAAGGGACAAAACUGAGGGAUAUUUGUAGUAGAUAUGAACGUGAUAAGAAGUUCUGGAUUGCUGCAGUUAAUGAUUUAGAAGGAAAAGUAAAGAUUAUGAAACAGGACCAUUCUAAACUCUCUUGUGAAGCUCAUGAAUGUGCUGAUUCAAUUCCGAAAUUGAAUCAAAUGGUCUUUGGAGUUCGGGCUUUGGUUGCACAAUGUGAGGAUCUUAAAGUGAAGUACAGUGAAGAGCAGUUAAAAAGAAAAACGCUCUUCAACCAAAUUCAGGAUGCAAAAGGGAAUAUAAGGGUCUUCUGUCGAUGCCGCCCAUUAAGUAAGGGGGAGCUUUCUGCAGGAUAUGCAACGGUUGUAGACUUUGAUGCAGCUAAGGAUGGAGACUUAGGGAUUUUGACUGGUGGUACUGUGAAGAAGACCUUCAAAUUUGACAGAGUCUAUACACCGAAGGAUGAUCAAACUACUGUGUUUGCGGAUGCCUCACCCUUGGUGACUUCAGUAUUAGAUGGAUAUAAUGUAUGUAUAUUUGCAUACGGCCAAACUGGGACGGGAAAGACUUUUACAAUGGAGGGUACCGGGCAGAACCGAGGAGUCAACUACAGAACUCUGGAUCAGUUGUUCAAAACAGCCAAAGAAAGGAAUGAGACUUUUACAUACAAUAUAUCUGUAAGUGUGCUUGAAGUCUACAAUGAGCAGAUCAGGGACUUGCUUGCCACAUCACCGACAUCCAAAAAGUUGGAGAUACGACAAGCUUCCGAAGGGGUUCAUCAUGUUCCAGGAAUUGUUGAAGCCAAAGUUGAGAAUAUAAAGGAGGUAUGGGAUGUGCUACAGGCUGGAAGUAAUGCUAGAGCUGUUGGAUCCAACAAUGUGAAUGAGCAUAGCAGCCGAUCCCAUUGCAUGUUGUGCAUAAUGGUAAGAGCAAAGAAUCUGUUGAAUGGGGAGUCCACCAAGAGCAAGCUUUGGCUUGUGGACUUAGCUGGCAGUGAAAGGCUUGCAAAAACUGAGGUACAGGGUGAGCGGCUGAAAGAAGCUCAGAAUAUCAACAGAUCACUUUCAGCCCUUGGGGAUGUCAUAUCUGCUCUAGCAACCAAAAGCAGUCAUAUUCCAUAUAGGAAUUCCAAAUUGACCCAUCUGCUCCAAGAUUCAUUAGGGGGUGAUUCCAAAACUCUGAUGUUUGUUCAAAUAAGCCCUUCAGAACACGACUUAGGUGAGACUCUAAGUUCAUUGAAUUUUGCAACUCGGGUUCGGGGGAUUGAGUUGGGUCCUGCAAAGAAGCAGCUUGAUACGAGUGAGCUUCAAAAGCUGAAAAUGUUGCUUGAAAAAGCAAAGCAGGAAUCUAGAUCAAAAGAUGAUUCCCUGCGGAAGUUGGGAGAUAGCAUUCAAAACUUAGAAAAUAAGGCAACAAGCAAAGAUCAGCUUUGCAAAAGCCAACAAGAAAAAGUAAAAGAACUGGAAAAUCAUCUUGAGUUGAAGACAGAGUUACACAGCCAACUAGAGAAGCAAUGCCUGCAUCUUGUGGAGAAAAUGAAGGGAAGUGAAGACACUUGCAUGGCCCUUCAACAAAAGGUUAAGGAGCUCGAAAACAAGUUGAAAGAGAAAGAGCGUAUGGAGUCUAUCAGUCUUCAACAGAAGGUCAAAAACCUUGAAGACAAGCUCAAAGAGAGAGAACUUCAGUUUGAAUCCGAUUCUAUGACACUCAGGCAAAAGGUCAAGGAGCAGGAGAGCAAGCUGAAAGAACGAGAACAGUCUGUACUCCUUCAGCAGAAGGUUAAGGAGCUUGAAGAUAAGCUGAGAGAGCGAGAACAACAAGUGGAGUCUAUGCUACUACUAAGUUCAACAAGCAAGUCAAGAGCAGCUAGCCCAAACGAAGCAAAAUCCCUGUCCAGAGAAUCCAUGAGUGAAACUGAUCCCCAUAUUCUAAGGAGCUCAAGUUCAAUCAAUCGCUCAAUGAAUCAGGAGUCUGUUUUGCUGCGCGGCACUGAAUCUCUCCGUGAGAUUAGAAGGAAAAGAGAUUUAAGAAAUGGUGAGACAGAAAAUAAUUACUUCCAAGUCAAUCCUUCACUUGAGAAGAAGAUAGUGCCAACUGAGCUUGGUAGAGUAAGAAAAGUUGAUACAGUUAAAUCAUUGACAAGAAUUAUAAGAACAACCAAACCAAUUAAUACUGCUCCAAAGAUGUUUUCUCAUGGCAGAAUCAAUAGAGAUCAGGUCCAAGGAAUCAAGGAAAAAGAUAAGACAAGGGGAUGGUCAAGAUAGUGAAAGGAGAGUCAAAGCAAGUGAAGCCUGUCUUGGAUGUAUUAAUCCUCCCUCUUUUAUUUCUUUUCCCCUAUAUUCCUUGGGUUGAUAUGGAAAUUGUGGUUCCCAUGAGCUAAAAAUAAAUAGGUGGCAAUGCUUUUGCUUCUAGUAUGAGCAGUGCUUGGUGUAUUCUAGAGUGUUUCAGGCUAGGAAAACAAUAACCUGCCAUUAUAUUUGAAGGCCUUGUAUAUGUAAUUUAAUUCAAAUUGGAAAAUUUUUAUAUUCCAUUUUUUUGUGAAAACUACUUUCUGUGUGUA